Messenger RNA from Penicillium cinerascens, 678 nucleotides. RefSeq lists its product as uncharacterized. The transcript has a single exon. NCBI's taxonomy places the organism in Eukaryota, Fungi, Ascomycota, Eurotiomycetes, Eurotiales, Aspergillaceae. The record is from RefSeq and is a predicted model, not a curated record. The coding region runs from base 1 to 678 and encodes 225 amino acids.
AUGCCUUCAGCUUCGCCCCGGUCCGAAUCCAUCGCAUCGGCUCUCGCCGAGUUGGACGAACAGGGCCCUUCGCGCCUAUACCAUAUCUACAGGAAGCCCUUCCACCAGCGCUAUGAGAUCAAACCUACAGACGAUCAAACAUUGUAUUACGGAGAGGUUUCCUUGUGGAAUAUCAAAAAGUUCGAUAUCACUCUGCACGCGGGGGACAGCAACAAAGGCCCCGUGGUGGCUGUCAGCAAGUUCCUCAAGUUCUCGGGCGACUGCAAGUUGGGUCUGGGAAACCCCGACGACGGGAAUGCUCAGUGGGAGGACAUGACCAGAAAAUCCGUCAUGCAUGUGAAAUAUCGGUUUGAGAUGACCGUGCCGAGCCAGAUAGGGGACCCCAAUGGCGAAAGGCGCUCUUUUCUCUGGAAACACACGCGGCAUGUCAAGGUGGAGGAUGACUCGACUUCUCUCAUGAGGGGAGUGCGAAACUUCAAGCUGGUUGAUGAGCGAACGGGUCGGCUUAUGGCCGUCUUCACCCGCGAGAGAUCUACCGCUAAAUGCGGAAAGCUUCAGAUCAACGGAGGAUACGGGGAAAUCUUUGACAGAAUGGUCUUGGUUUCCUGCGUGAGUCUAUAUGAGAGAGCAAGACGCCGCAACAGAUCAGCAGGCGCGGGUGGUGGUGGUGGAAGCUGA